This is a messenger RNA of Polyodon spathula (Mississippi paddlefish), 1210 nucleotides long. Its product is annotated as troponin T, fast skeletal muscle isoforms-like. The transcript has 15 exons. Lineage: Eukaryota; Metazoa; Chordata; Actinopteri; Acipenseriformes; Polyodontidae. Gene Ontology annotation, molecular function: tropomyosin binding; troponin I binding; troponin C binding. The coding region runs from base 110 to 880 and encodes 256 amino acids. Gene Ontology annotation, biological process: sarcomere organization; regulation of muscle contraction; muscle contraction. Gene Ontology annotation, cellular component: troponin complex. The record is from RefSeq and is a predicted model, not a curated record.
CAGGAGGACUUAAUCACCUUGGGAAGUUUACAGAUCCCACAGCCAGUCUCGGCCAGCAGGGAGCUCACUUCGUUCAGCUUGUCUCAGGUGCGUAAGGUCCACUGUCAACAUGUCUGACACAGAGGAAGUUGAGCAUACCGAGGAAUACGAAGAAGAAGCGGUCGAAGAAGUGCCUGUUGAGGGGGCACAUGCAGAGGAAGCCACUGAAGAAGAAGAAUAUGAUGAGGAGAAGCCAAAGCCCAAAUUGGCUGCCCCUAAGAUCCCAGAUGGUGAAAAAGUUGACUUUGAUGACAUUCAUAAGAAACGUCAGAACAAGGACCUGAAUGAGCUGCAGGCCCUGAUUGAUGCUCACUUUGAGCAUAGGAAGAAAGAGGAAGAGGAGCUCAUCGCUCUCAAGGAUAGAAUUGAAAAGCGUAGAGCAGAGCGAUCUGAGCAACAGAGAAUCCGAUCUGAGAAGGAUAAGGAGCGCCAGGCGAGACAGGCUGAGGAGAAGGCAAGGAGAGAGGAGGACAACAUAAAGAGGAUGGCUGAGGAUGACUUGAAGAAGAAGAAGGCUCUGAGCAAUAUGGGCUCUCAGUACAGCAGCUACCUGGCCAAGGCUGACCAGAAGAGAGGUGGCAAGAAGCAGACUGAGAGGGAGAAGAAGAAGAAGAUCCUGGCAGACAGGCGCAAGCCUCUUAACAUUGACCAUCUCAACGAAGAUAAGCUGAGGGAGAAGGCUAAGGAACUGUGGGACUGGAUGCACAGUUUGGAGUCCGAGAAGUUCGACUAUGGAGAGCAGCUGAAGAAGCAGAAGUAUGAGGUCAUCUCACUCAGAAACCGAAUUGAUGAGCUGCAGAAGCACAGCAAGAAGGGCGCAGCCGCCCGCCGCAGAAAGUAAGCGGUCUGACUCCGAGCCUUCAGCCCAAGUAUGCACCCAACCCACUCCUCAAGCUUGGACUGUGGCAUUACAGGACCCCUGCUGGCCAAAGCUAUCCAGACAACAGCUAGAUCCACGACAUGGAAACGAGUCACACGACUGUCUUAUUCACUGUUUCCUGUUGUAUCAAGUGCAACAAAGCCACAUUUAUUGCCUAGUGUAGUUCCCAUGUUCUCUGCCAUCCUGCAUUGUUGAGUAGUUCUCAUUUUUUGUAAAUAAAGCGUGACUAUUCUACUUCUGUCCGUAGACCUACGAUUGUUCGCACCGCAAUAAAAACCCUUCUCAAUGCUC